AAGAGUGGUUUGGAUCACUAGACAUCUAAUCAUCAUCUUCUUCACCAUCUCAUCGCCAUGUUCUGUCCUGAAAAGCCCAAACCCUCUUCCAAACGAGACAAAGUUCACCAUGUCGAAAACUUGUAACUUUCUUGGCCUCAGACUCAGAUCGAAUCCUCCUCUCCCAUUCUCAAACGCCCCUGCUCUGAAUCUCCUAACGGCUGCUUCGAAGCCUUUCGACCGUUGGAUUCGCGCCUCUUCACGUCGCCGGCUUGUUCUCGGCGGUUUCGCCGGCGCGUCCUUCUGGAUGAACAACAUGUCCGGUAAUAUUGGCGGCAAAUCUUUCAUCGCUUCCGCGAGGCAGACGAACCCUUCUCCCGUCGAACAGGCGUUGAGUAAAGUGGAAUGGCCUGAGAACUUCCCUUUCAAAGAAGAAGAUUUCCAGCGAUUCGACGAGUCGUCUGAUUCAACAUUCUAUGAAGCACCACGGUUUGUGACACACAUUGAUGAUCCAGCAAUAGCUGCAUUGACAAAGUACUACUCCAAGGUUUUGCCUGAGAGUGAAACUCCGGGAGUGAGUAUACUCGACAUGUGUAGCAGUUGGGUAAGUCAUUAUCCAGCUGGGUAUAAGCAAAAACGAAUAGUUGGAAUGGGUAUGAAUGAAGAAGAACUUAAGCGCAAUCCGGUUCUCACCGAGUACAUAGUACAAGACUUGAACAUCAAUCCAAAGCUUCCUUUUGAAGACAAUUCUUUCCAAGUUAUUACCAAUGUGGUAAGUGUGGAUUAUCUUACAAAACCACUUGUAGUUUUCAAGGAAAUGAACAGGAUCCUCAAGCCAGGAGGACUCGCUCUAAUGAGCUUCUCCAACCGUUGCUUCUUCACUAAAGCAAUCUCGAUAUGGACAUCAACUGGUGACGCAGAUCAUGCUCUCAUUGUUGGAUCAUACUUUCACUAUGCUGGUGGAUAUGAACCUCCUCAGGCGGUUGAUAUAUCUCCAAAUCCAGGACGUUCGGAUCCAAUGUACGUUGUCUACUCCAGAAAACUCCCAGUGGCCUAGAAAUUGAGACCCAAAACCUUCAUGUAUACACAGAGGAAUAUAAUAUUCAAUUAAGAUUACUUGGGAAACCUGGUUUAUAUAGAAUAUUUUACUCUCUCAA
Molecule: messenger RNA, 1136 nt
Organism: Brassica oleracea var. oleracea
Lineage: Eukaryota; Viridiplantae; Streptophyta; Magnoliopsida; Brassicales; Brassicaceae
Exons: 8
Coding region: 110-1036 (308 amino acids)
Molecular function (GO): S-adenosylmethionine-dependent methyltransferase activity
Source: RefSeq, a predicted model, not a curated record